AUGGGGUGGGUGGGGUGGGUGAUGGGAGGUAUGGGGGGAAGGUGUUGGGUGAAUGGGGGGGAGGUGGGUGGGUGGUGGGAUUGGGAGGAUGGGUGGGGGUGGUGGGGUGGGAGUAUGGAGAUGGGGGGGGUGGUGGAGUAUGGGGAGGAUGGGGAUGGUGGGUGGGUGGAGUAUGGGAGAUGGUGGUGGUGGGUGAGAGUAUGGGAGAUGGUGGGUGGGUGGUGGGGAGUAUGGAGGAUGGGUGGUGGUGGUGGGAGGGAGAGUAUGGAGGAGGGUGGGUGGGUGGGUGGGAGUAUGGGAAGGAUGGGUGGGUUGGGUGGGUGGGAGGGGGAAGGGGAGUUGGUGGAGAGGGGAGGGGUAGAUUGA
Molecule: messenger RNA, 366 nt
Organism: Knipowitschia caucasica
Lineage: Eukaryota; Metazoa; Chordata; Actinopteri; Gobiiformes; Gobiidae
Source: the annotation of a GenBank genome assembly